AUGUCCUACACCAUGGCGGUUCAAACGCCAGCGAAAUCGACUGUUGCGACAAAGGAUGUCAAGAAGGAUGAUGAGCCUCCUCCAUUGACAUUCUCAGUCCUCGAAAAGGAAAUUGACAAGCAAGAUGCUAUGAGAUUAGUCGCCGACAGCAUUGCGCAACAACGACAAACUGCCUCAUUUUCAGUCAUUGCGCAUCCCGUCUGUUUCGUCGGCUUGGUCGCAGCCUGCACUGCCGUUUAUCGCCAAAAUGUACACCGCGACUUAGGCACGACACUCGUCAUGGUCUCUGGACUCAUAAUUGCCUACUUGGCGGGUGUGCGACUCCUGACGGCCAACUAUAUCCGACUUGCUGAGAGCCUGAAGUGGAAAGAAUGGAUCGCCAGCCCUGAGGGGAAAGAAGACUACGUUCUGGCAGCUCGAUAUGGCGAGGAGCUCAUUGCGACUAUUGUGCUGCGGAUUCUGGCACCGGCUGGCUCUACCAAGAAGACACGGUCAUCUUCAGUCAAGGGCGGCAGCGGAGUUAUCCGCGCCUGGACCACCAAGUACAGAUAUCGCAACAAGGGGAUUGGGGGGGACAUGUUGCGCAUGGCCAUUCUGACGACGCGAAGCAAGUGCGGCGAGGGGGCGCAAGUAUCAUUUGACCCGAAUCACGCCAACAGCGCGCGGCCUCUUCACGAAAUGUUCAACAGACCUUUUAUCAAGCGGGAGGAGAAAGCGCAGAAGGCGUUGGCGCAUGCAUUGGAGUCUUGCGAUCGGGGUGAUAGCAGUUUCAAAAUGGAAUAA
Molecule: messenger RNA, 783 nt
Organism: Pochonia chlamydosporia 170
Lineage: Eukaryota; Fungi; Ascomycota; Sordariomycetes; Hypocreales; Clavicipitaceae
Product: acetyltransferase
Exons: 1
Coding region: 1-783 (260 amino acids)
Source: RefSeq, a predicted model, not a curated record